UUCUCUUGGAUUGCUUGUCUGGCUGCUUUGUCGCCUUGGCAACCGAAGGUGAAAAACGAAUAACAAAAUAAAAUAGCCUAUUCGCUGCUGCACGGUCGUGUACAUACAACAGCGAAAAAAGCAAGUGUUGUUUUUCAGCAUUAUCCUAUUUCAGUGAAAAAUUCACUACAAAAUGUGUUUUGUUCCACUGCAUGACGGGCGAUUUGUGCAAGCCAGCAUUUGGUAGAUUCCGUUCAGCACUUUUUUGGGGGAGGGUGUACAAAACGGGAUGAGAGAUUGUUCCUGGUCGGUGUUGUGCAAUACGAGAAAGGAGUGAUAUUGUGGCUGGUCGUUCCUGUUAGAUCCUCAACUGCACCCCAAAAUGUGUCCUAAGGAUAAUCUAUUGUGUGGCUGUGUUUAUGUUUGAAAUCAGGAAUCUGUGGCGAAUCCUCAACGUGAAACAAUUUGUGUUUUGUCUCGUAUGAAUAUCAGAGAAUGAAUCGUGUCGCUAAUCGAAGUAUGGAGGUGCGGAUUCAGAUAAAAAGGGUCGCCUUACACUGCAUAAUCACCCGGAAGCCUUAAGAUACGAACAGCUGCGUUUCAUGUACCAUCGUAUACCAAAUUUAAAAAAAAAAACGGAUAGAAUAGAGAAUCUGAAUUCUGCAUCAUAUCACUUUAGUACACGAUAAUUGCAACUAAAUAACUGAUACAGGGUCCUAACAAGUAAUCUCCAGUCAGGCCUUAAGCCGUACAGAUACCACGAAUUUACAAUUACAAAUACAAUUAUCCACUCACCACCAUAACGUAAUCUACCAUGGCCACACGUUUGGCAACGCAACGUAGCUUCAUUACAGUGACUCCGGUCACCCCGUCCACCACCGAUUCUACCGCAGUGGUUGGAACGUCCAGCGUUUCGCCUGCCCAGGCCGCCACCACAGGACCUCAUCAGAACGAUGUAAUGGCAGUUUCCACCUCACCAACGAAAACAGCUACGAUCACCAUACCAGCCGCGGCGAUUCAAGGUUCAAGUACGAUUAAGAACGGUACCGGCAAAACGGUUACAAUUGCUGCUGCUGCUGCCACAACAACGGCAAAUCCAGCAGCGGGGGCCUCAAUCAUACCGACCAGUUUGAUCGCUAAUAAUCUAAGCAUUGCUAAUAUUUUAGGCACACAGAAUGGGGGCUUAACUCUGCAGCAGAUCAUUCAACAGAAAAAAAUCGUAAUCCAUCCAAACGGAACUGUCAUCGAUAUUUUACCCAUCGAGGAGGAUGAUUCGGUGGAGGAUAGUAAACUUGGAGUUCAGUUAGCUUCGCCGAAUGGUGGUGAAGCGACCGUCAGUAAUGGUAGCAGCGGAGGUCAGCAGCACGUGACUGCUCAAGUAUCCGUUGUUCAGGCUCAAAGCCCCACCGAGGGAGGACCUCACUACAUAACCGUAACAGCAGCGGUGGAUCCGGAAGCGGAUGAGGAAGAUGUUCACUCCUACGCUUCACUGACGGCUGUCGACGUGUCUUCGCCAGAUAAUGUCCAGAAUCACCAUACCUAUGUGCAAUACGUUGAUUCGGAUAUGUACAGUGCCACCGGUCAGGGACAAACCCAAAUGACCUAUCCUGUUUAUACGGUCGGCGAUUAUGGUUCCGCCGGUGGUCAGCAAUACUACACGACUGGUGGUGGCGGUGGAGGCACAGGAGGUGGAACUGGUGGGACCGGAAAUAACAAUUAUACUACAUCUUCCGCCGGCGGUGGCGGCAAUUCACAUUCAUCUAGCGGCGGUGCCAGCGCUGCCACCAAUGGAAGUGGCCCGGCCGGCGGGAAUGGCACCGGUGGGAGCAAUCAACAGCAGCAGCAGCAGUACAUUGUUCCAGUGGACGAGGCGACGUUGCUUGGGACAGCCACUACAAAUGGAACGCAUCAACGCGAAUCGCCACAAACCAUGACGGACGUCGCUACCUAUAUACAAUCGCAUCAGACUUCUUCGCAUCAUUCCAACUCAACAACGCCGACACCCGAGGUGGACCAGACGCCAAAUCUCAGCCACGCCACGCGUGUUUCACCAGCGACGGUCGCUUGGUUAGUAGAGAACUACGAGAACGCCGAAGGAGUCAGUUUGCCGAGGUCGACAUUGUACAACCAUUACAUGAGGCAUUGCAACGAGCACAAGCUGGACGCGGUGAAUGCCGCUAGCUUCGGGAAGCUCAUUCGGUCGGUAUUCACAGGACUGCGCACACGUCGGCUGGGGACUCGAGGUAACAGCAAAUACCACUACUACGGCAUUCGAAUUAAGCCCGGUUCGGCCCUGAACAACGCAAUGGACGACGGUAAACCUAUGAACGCUAGUCAUCUCAACAAUAACAACAAUCAUAGCCAGAAUCACAACUCAAUUGGUGGCGGUGGAAACGGUGGCACCGGUGGUGUUGGGGGAAUUGGCGGUCACGGCAAUACGAUGCACCAUCGGGGCCCGAAAAAGGGUACUAUGAAGAACGAAAUUCCGGAGUCUUGUGCUCAGUACUUGGGAGAUGCCAGUGGUGCCAUUCCCCAGUUUCCUGUGAUCAAUCUAAGUCACCCGUUUCCAGAGGAGAUCACCCUGGAAGACGUGGACACAUUGCGUUCGAUCUAUCGCGAACACUGUGAAGCCUUUCUAGAUGCCAUCCUAAAUUUGGAUUUCAACACAAUCGAAUCGUUGUGGCGCGAAUUUUGGCGAGCUGAGAACAAUAACAACGGUGACGAGUGCGAGGAGGAAAAGUAUCUGAGCAAAUCCAAACUGUACGUGUUGACUCAGUGCGAGCCUAUUCAGGAAUUCAUCAAACAGGUUGAUUUCAUGUUUUACCAAAACAUGGUUGAAGUUCUUAUUCCAGACGUAUUGCGCCCCAUUCCAACCGGGCUCACUCAGGCAAUUCGAAACUUUGCCAAGAAUUUGGAAAAUUGGCUAUCAUCUGCCAUGAGUGGCUGUCCGGAGCAAGUGGUAGCCAUCAAAUUGUCCGCGGUGUCCGCUUUCGGUCAGACCCUUCGUCGCUACACCUCUCUCAACCAUCUUGCUCAGGCGGCACGAGCCGUCCUCCAAAAUGGAACCCAAAUCGCUCAAAUGCUAAACGAUCUCAAUCGGGUGGAUUUUCGGAACGUUCAGGAGCAGGCCUCCUGGAUCUGCCAGUGUGACACAGCGACCGUACAACGGCUGGAGAACGACUUCAAAGCAGCACUGCAGCAGCAGAACACAUUGGAGCAGUGGGCCAGCUGGCUGCGAGCUGUGGUAGAUGAUGCCCUAGAGGAGUACCGCGGGAAACCGGCGUUUGUGAAUGCGGCAAGGCAAUUUCUGCUUAAGUGGAGCUUCUACAGCUCGAUGGUGAUUCGGGAUCUCACACUACGUUCGGCGGGAAGCUUCGGCAGUUUCCACCUAAUAAGACUGCUGUACGACGAGUACAUGUUCUUCAUCAUCGAGCACAAGGUGGCGGAAGCCACACAUACUACUCCGAUUGCCGUUAUGGGAGAGAAGGACAACGCCACCCAACAGUCACUGCAGUCACAACAUCAGCAGCAGCAACCGUCCCUGCACCAAGCGGACGACAUGAACAGCAUGAUCUACACGUCCGACUUCGAGGUCGUCAACGUGAAGCUGGAACCGAGCGCGAAGCGAAUGCGCAGUUAGUCAAUUUUCUCCACCACUGGUGGCGGAAGCGGUGGCCUUUACCAUUCAUCUCAAAACACUUCCGCCGGUCAUCGGCAGCAGUUCCCCUCGUCCUCGUCGUCGUCGUCUGUAGCAGCAGCGGCGCAUACUACCUGGUAUUUAGCCCCGUCCUCCUCCACGUCCCCAUCCAACAACAGCAGCGGGGCCAGUGUGGAUGGAGAGUCCUCGUUCGCCUCGUUCUACUGUGGCCAUUAGCUGCGUGAGGUAGAGGCAGUGAACAAAAAUAACAGCAACAACAACAAAAAUCUAUCGAUGUGUAAGUUAGUGUGUAGUUCUGUAGCUUCUGUGCUCUAGGGUAAUGUUUAUUUAUUCGAACUUUUUUUUUGUUCAUGGAUUUUAACGUGGUUUAGGUUAGUUUUUGUCUGUUGGAGGCAAAUAUUUUCAUUUUCUUGUUUCAUUUUGUUGUAAAAUAUUGUGUUAUUAGGAGUGUCGAUGCCUGAAGUAAUUCACUCGCUUCGAUUGCGUAAAUUGUACAUAGACUGCGCUGCGAAUUUUACCUCCAUGUAGAAAUUAUACCGUUAGAAGAGUUAUAUUUUAUUUAUACAAACCAGCUUGCAUAUGCUCAACGAACUAUUGGAAAUAUUCUUAGCGAGAGCGAUACUGAAUUGAACUAUUUAUUGUGGAACCGAACAGGACAAAAAAUGCUGUCAUUCUCAGUUAUUUUUUUACUGUACAAGUCAUUUCUCUUGUGCAAUCCUUCAGAGGUAAAAUGAUACAAUUAAGGUUAUUUCAACAGACUAUUUCAAAUAAGGAACGAAACGAAUAGUAGAAUUGAUUGAAAGAUGUGCAAUGUGCUAUAAUGAAUUUGCAAAGAGCGAAAAAACAUGAAAAUCAAAACAACCAAAAUUGCAAAUUAUUUUAGUCGUGUAACAGCAACAUAUUUUUAAGAAUCGAGAACUACGAAUAUAGUGCUCAAAAUGCACGGAAAACACAAGUACACAUUUCUAUGGUUUUUAUUCAUAGCUAACAUAAGCAAAAUUAGCGGUAUUGAAUCCAAACUAAAAUAAUGAAAAAGAUAUUUUAUGGAAAACAAAAAAUUUAAAAUAAAACAGAUAAUUGUAUGUGCCUGUGGAAGUAUAAGUGAAACGAACACUUACAGUACUAACUAAAACGACUAAACACAAUAGAUGAAGCCUAACAUAUGCGCGAAUGAAACAGAAUUCCUAGGUCUAAUCGUAACAUAAUCAACAAAGCCACUUCAACGAAACUGAGAAACCGAGAUCGGAAUACUAAUUUUAAACUAGUCACAUUGUUUUACGUUUCCUAGUUCAUGCUAAGACUCGAAUCGGAAUCAUUCCGGAAAUGCCAUUUUCAGUACUACUUCAUAAGUUAGCCACAGUUAGAAGCCAUCAUAGGUUACGGAACGACGCACGCUCAUAUGGAUAUGUAGUUUUCAGUUUAAUGCAAAGCACCUGCCCAGAAUGCUUAUGUUGCUCCUCCUUCCUGAUGAUGAUGAUGAUGAUAGCGCGAUGAGAUGAAAAAUAAUUGAAAUUGUGAUUGGCCGAUAGAAGAAAACUGGAAUGUCUAUUUUUGAAGUAUGUCAUUAGUGUUAGGUGGGCUUGCAAAGGAAACAAAAAAAAAACGGAAAUUGUGCAUGCCAUUUUUAGCUGUGUUCGUACUUCGCACCACGAUUGUGUGCAAUGGACACUUCCUCGUUGCAGGAUAUUCGUUCUUACAUUUUUUUGCGAGGCGAAUUGAACACACAUACAAAACAAUACAAAACAUAAGAAUUGUCACCAAGGAAAUUUGAAAGUCUAUAUAUAUAUAUAUAUAUCUAGAGUGUAAGAUCAGUUUUAAAAUGUGCGUGAGCACAAUAGA
Molecule: messenger RNA, 5476 nt
Organism: Toxorhynchites rutilus septentrionalis
Lineage: Eukaryota; Metazoa; Arthropoda; Insecta; Diptera; Culicidae
Gene: Rfx
Product: DNA-binding protein RFX2
Exons: 11
Coding region: 794-3619 (941 amino acids)
Biological process (GO): regulation of transcription by RNA polymerase II
Molecular function (GO): DNA-binding transcription factor activity, RNA polymerase II-specific; RNA polymerase II cis-regulatory region sequence-specific DNA binding
Source: RefSeq, a predicted model, not a curated record